This is a messenger RNA of Equus quagga, 1853 nucleotides long. It is a transcript of the gene FTCD, whose product is annotated as formimidoyltransferase cyclodeaminase. The record is from RefSeq and is a predicted model, not a curated record. The transcript has 14 exons. Bases 54 to 1679 code for a protein of 541 amino acids. Lineage: Eukaryota; Metazoa; Chordata; Mammalia; Perissodactyla; Equidae. Gene Ontology annotation, molecular function: folic acid binding; transferase activity.
CCUCCGUCCCUCCUCCCUUGUCUGGUCUGCCCUGUGCGAGGAGCGUCCUGACCAUGUCCCGGCUGGUGGAAUGUGUCCCCAACUUCUCGGAGGGGAACAGCCAGGAGGUGAUUGACGCCAUCUCCCAAGCUGUGGUGCAGACCCCAGGCUGUGUGCUGCUGGACGUAGAUGCCGGCCCCUCCACCAACCGCACCGUCUACACCUUUGUGGGGCGGCCUGAGGACGUGGUGGAGGGGGCCCUCAAUGCCGCCCGGACUGCCUUCAGGCUCAUCGACAUGAGCAGGCACAAAGGGGAGCACCCGCGAAUGGGUGCCCUGGACGUGUGCCCCUUCAUCCCAGUGAGGGGCGUCUCCAUGAAUGAAUGCGUGCUCUGUGCCCAGGCCUUUGGCCAACGGUUGGCAGAGGAGCUUGGGGUGCCAGUGUACCUCUACGGCGAGGCAGCACGGACGGCCAGUCGCCGGACCCUGCCAGCCAUCCGGGCUGGGGAGUAUGAAGCCCUUGCUGAGAAGCUUAAGCAGACCGAAUGGGCACCCGACUUUGGCCCCAGCUCCUUCGUCCCCAGCUGGGGGGCCACUGUCACUGGGGCACGGAGGUUCCUUAUCGCAUUCAACAUCAACCUGCUCAGCACCAAGGAGCAGGCACACCGCAUCGCCCUCAACCUGAGGGAGCAGGGUCGCGGGAAGGACCAGCCAGGAUGCCUGAAAAAGGUUCAGGGCAUUGGCUGGUACCUGGAGGAGAAGAACCUGGCUCAGGUUUCCACCAACCUCCUGGACUUUGAGGUCACAGGGCUGCACACGGUCUAUGAGGAAACCUGCAGAGAAGCCCAGGAGCUGAGCCUUCCAGUGGUGGGCUCACAGCUCGUGGGCCUGGUGCCUCUGAAGGCCCUCCUGGACGCCGCCGACUUCUACUGUGAGAAGGAGAACCUCUUUGUCCUGGAGGAGGAGCACCGGAUCAGGCUGGUGGUGAGCCGGCUGGGCCUGGACUCCUUGUCCCCCUUCAACCCUAAGGAACGGAUCAUUGAAUACCUGGUCCCUGACAGUGGGCAUGAGCAGAGCCUGGUGGACAAGCCCCUGCGCACCUUCAUCCGUGAGGUGGGCGCCCGCACAGCAGCUCCGGGGGGUGGCUCGGUGGCAGCUGCCAGCGCGGCCAUGGGUGCCGCGCUGGCCUCCAUGGCCGGCCUGAUGACCUACGGGCGGCGCCAGUUCGAGCACCUGGAUGCGACCAUGCGGCGCCUGAUCCCACCCUUCCACGCUGCCUCAGCCGAGCUGACCACUCUGGUGGAUGCUGAUGCCCAUGCCUUCCAGGCCUGCCUGGAAGCGAUGAAGCUGCCCAAGAACACACCUGAGGACAGGGAAAGGCGUGCAGCCGCCCUGCAGGAGGGACUGAGGCGGGCAGUGGCCGUGCCCCUGGCACUGGCGGAGACCGUGGCCUCGCUGUGGCCGGUGCUGCAGGAGCUGGCCCUGUGCGGGAACCUGGCCUGCCGGUCUGACCUGCAGGUGGCAGCCAAGGCCCUGGAGACAGGUGUGUUUGGUGCAUAUUUCAACGUGCUCAUCAACCUGAAGGACAUCACCGAUGGUGCAUUCAAGGACCAGGCCCACCAGCGCAUCUCCAGCCUCCUGCAGGAAGCCAAGACCCAGGCGGCGCUGGUGCUGGAACGCCUAGAGGCCCGGCAGGAGUGACGCCGGGCGGGAGCCUUGCUGGACUCUGCAUCCCUCAGUGGCCCCUCUCCCUCCUCCAUGGUGUCCAACCUCAGCCGACGGGACAGGGCAGCCUCCGGACUUCACUGCUGUGGGGCCCAGAGGGGUGGGUGUGUGGGGGGGUGGGAGCCUGUCUGGGGUUGGCAGUGUCACUGU